This is a messenger RNA of Antechinus flavipes (yellow-footed antechinus), 5534 nucleotides long. RefSeq names its product nuclear factor of activated T cells 1 (gene NFATC1). Gene Ontology annotation, biological process: cytokine production; regulation of transcription by RNA polymerase II; calcineurin-NFAT signaling cascade. NCBI's taxonomy places the organism in Eukaryota, Metazoa, Chordata, Mammalia, Dasyuromorphia, Dasyuridae. Gene Ontology annotation, molecular function: DNA-binding transcription factor activity, RNA polymerase II-specific; RNA polymerase II cis-regulatory region sequence-specific DNA binding; transcription factor binding. The transcript is spliced from 10 exons. The record is from RefSeq and is a predicted model, not a curated record. Gene Ontology annotation, cellular component: transcription regulator complex. The coding region runs from base 805 to 3603 and encodes 932 amino acids.
UUUUGCUUUAACUUACGUAGAGAGUUUAUUUUAAAACAAGGAAGCCGGGUGGACGGCAGAGCAGCUUGUUUAUAUAAACCCGGAAACAUCAACAGAGGGAGAGAGAGGGAGGGAAGAGAAGGGAGGGAGAUACAGCGGUACAGGGUGAGAGUCACAUUACAGCCCAAGAGGACGCCUGCAGCAGAGGCAGUAGCAGCCGCCGAGCGGAGCCCAGCUAGCUCUCUACCUGGUCCUUCAGCCCCGAGCUAUUGAAUUACACCCACUUUGCUAAGAACAGGCGGGGGUGGGAAAGCCUGAGAGAGAGAGGACUGAGCCGGGAGCAGAGAGGGUGAGACUGGCCGGGAGGGGAACUUCACUGCUCCAGCCUGACCCUGCCUGGGCCAGCGACCCUUCUUGCUGGGGACUGCGGAGCGGAGUCGAAGGCUUCCUCUUCCUCUCCCUCUCUCCCAGAAGUGGAUCAACAGGUGUCCCAGGCACUGAGAAGCAGCCGGAGGUUUAGAAAGGGAGAGGCAGACAGACUCCGAAUCGGGGGCCAGAAGAAAGUUGUUCCCAUUCCUCUUCCUCUGCUCCAACUCCACCUUCUUCCCCUUUGCUCUCUUGGUCGUCCAAGAGGCGUCUGCACUUGGCUAGUCGGGGUCUUCGGGUGAUUCCACCCGAGAGAAGGACAGGAGAAUAUCAAGACCCCCUUUUUUCCUUCUGCCUUAAACAACCUCCAACAGCACCACAAACUUUAGGAAAAGAGAGUUGGGGGGAAGGCGGGAGAGAGAAAGGGAGGCGGUGUCUCUCUCCCCCAGAGAUUCAGACAUGACGGGUCUGGAAGAAGACCAGGAGUUUGACUUUGAUUUCCUUUUCGAGUUUAACCAGGCCGACGAGGGCACCUCCGAGGCAGGCAAAGAACACUAUAAUUACACAUCUUCAAAUAUCAAUGCUGGUUUGCCUCUCAAUGUGCCCCAUCCCUCAUUGUCAACCCCAUGCCAUGAUCUUCAGACAUCUAAUCCAGUCAUUUCAGUUGUACCAUCAACAAAUCAUCCUUCUGGAUAUGGAGGCAGUAUUGACAGUGGGACCUCAGGAUAUUAUCUUUCUUCUAAUGUCAGACCUAAUGGAGCCCCAGCGCUAGAAAGUCCUCGGAUUGAGAUAACUUCUUAUUUGGGACUUCAUCAUAACAACAACCAGUUUUUUCAUGAUGCUGAUGUUGAAGAAACAAUACCAAAUUCUAAACGAUCUCCUUCUACUGCCACCUUGAAUCUACCAAACAUUGAAGCUUAUAGAGAUCCAUCUUGCCUGAGUCCAGCUAGUAGCUUAUCUUCCCGAAGCUGUAAUUCGGAAGCAUCAUCAUAUGAAUCCAAUUAUUCUUACCCAUAUACAUCUCCUCAGACAUCGCCAUGGCAGUCUCCUUGUGUCUCUCCUAAAACCACUGACCCAGAGGAAGGAUUUCCACGGGGUAUGGUAGCCUGCAAUUUGCUGAAUUCUCCAAGGCAUUCUCCAUCUACAUCCCCAAGAACAAGUAUUACAGAGGAAAACUGGCUCAGUACCCGUAACUCCAGGCCAUCUUCUCCUUGUAACAAGAGAAAAUAUAAUCUAAAUGGGAGGCAGACAUCUUACUCACCACAUCAUUCACCAACACCAUCUCCCCAGAAUUCUCCUCGAGUUAGUGUGACAGAUGAGACAUGGCUAGGAAACACCAACCAAUAUACCAGUUCUGCCAUUGUGGCUGCUAUUAAUGCCCUUACCACAGACAGCACAAUAGACAUGAAUGAUGGAAUUCCUAUAAAGUCCAGGAAAACUGCCUUAGAGCACACUCCUUCCAUGACACUCAAGAUAGAACCAGCUGGGGAAGAUCAUGGGACCAUAUCACCCACGUCUGAUUUAUCACCUGAAGAAUUUUCCAGCUUCCAGCAUAUCAGGAAAGGAAAUUUUUGUGAUCAGUACCUCUCUGUGCCACAACAUCCAUACCCAUGGGCCAAACCAAAGCCUCUGUCUCCCACUUCAUAUAUGAGCCCGUCUCUGCCUGCCCUUGAUUGGCAGCUGCCAUCUCACUCAGGACCUUAUGAACUUAGGAUUGAAGUACAGCCCAAAUCCCAUCACAGAGCUCAUUAUGAGACUGAAGGAAGUCGAGGGGCUGUGAAGGCAUCUGCAGGAGGACACCCUAUUGUGCAGCUACAUGGGUACUUAGAAAGUGAGCCGCUCACGCUACAGCUGUUCAUCGGGACGGCAGACGACCGCCUGCUGAGACCCCAUGCUUUCUACCAGGUCCACCGGAUAACAGGGAAAACCGUCUCCACCACCAGCCACGAAGCAAUCCUCUCCAAUACCAAAGUCCUGGAAAUUCCACUUCUGCCAGAAAAUAACAUGCGAGCAAUUAUUGAUUGUGCUGGAAUCCUAAAACUCAGAAAUUCAGACAUUGAACUACGGAAAGGUGAAACUGACAUUGGAAGAAAGAAUACACGAGUGAGACUGGUUUUCCGGGUUCAUAUUCCACAAUCUAAUGGCAGGACUCUAUCUCUACAAGUGGCAUCAAAUCCUAUUGAAUGUUCCCAGAGAUCUGCCCAAGAAUUGCCUUUAGUGGAGAAACAAAGCACAGACAGCUAUCCAGUGAUCGGUGGGAAAAAAAUGAUAUUGUCUGGUCACAACUUUUUGCAAGACUCAAAAGUAAUUUUCGUGGAAAAAGCACCAGAUGGUCACCAUGUGUGGGAAAUGGAAGCAAAAACUGACAAAGAAAUGUGCAAGCCAAAUUCACUGGUGGUUGAGAUACCACCUUUUCGCAAUCAGAGAAUUACCAGUCCUGUUCAGGUUAAUUUCUAUGUCUGCAAUGGAAAGAGAAAGAGAAGCCAGUACCAGCAUUUCACCUACCUUCCUGCAAAUGUUCCAAUUAUAAAAACAGAACCCACUGAUGACUAUGAGCCUGCUCAAACCUGUGGACCAAUGAACCAAGGAUUAAACCCUCUCUCUAAGCCAUACUACAGCCAACAGAUCAUGAUGCCUCCUGAUCCUGGUUCUUGCCUUGUGGCUGGCUUCACUUCCUGUCAGCAGAGAAACACUGUGAUGUCAUCCUCUCCCAACUCAAGCCCCAAGCUUCAUGACCUGUCCUCUUCUGCUUACAACAAGUGCAUCACGAAUCCAGGCCACAGCCACCUAGGACUUCAACAGCCCGCUGGAGGUGUCCCUACCAUCCAGGAAGUGCCAAGGUCUAUAGUUGUACACCCAAGCUCUCCUGAUCAAUCAUCUCACAUCAUGCUGCAGCCGCAGGUGAGUCAACAUCUGAGCAGUAGCUGUUCCCUUGGUUACCAACAAACACUCUAUCCCAACAGUCCCUCUUCUCCAGUUCCAUCUGUUACCCAAGAGUCAACCUAUUUGCAGUCCUGCAGUCCAACUCACUCAUCCAUAAUGGGUCAACAGCAGCACCAACUGCCGAAAGUUCAAAGAAAUGAAUCUCCAACCAAUCAGCCACUGUCAUUGCCAGAGUUGCAUGAGGACAGUAAUCAUAAUUUGGCCCCUAUUCCCGUAACGAUCAAGCGAGAACCUGAGGAAUUGGACCAGUUGUACCUGGAUGAUGUAAAUGAAAUAAUAAGGAACGACCUCUCCAGCACCAACGUCCAUGCAUAGCUUGCUUUGCAAUAUUGGAACUAGUUCAGAACCCUCAUGGUUUCUCUACAGCUGGCAGGUCAGCUUCUGCAAGAGACUGCCUGAAUGAACUGAAAACAUUACUGGUACCACUUGGAUCUUCCAACUUGACUGAAUGCUGGGAGCUGAAGAUUUCUAUCAUGUAUUAUAUAUUAUAUAUAUUAUUAAAAAGUAGCUCUUUGACUUCAUCAGCAGAAGAUAUUCUGGAGAAAAACAAAGUCAUCUCAAGAAAAAAGGGGGAGGAUGUAUGUGGACAAAAAAAACUUAUGUGGUGGCACUUUUUACUGGAGGAAAUGGGGAAACAACAGAAUGAUAGAUUGGACCCAGACUUCAUCUUUUUGGCAUGGCUAAAAUUUGAAACUGGAAGUGCCUUAUUUUACCAGAUUAUAGCAUCAGAGCAUCUUAGUAGGCUUUGAAUUUGCUACCAUAUGAGUAUUUGUAGGAGUAAAAACUAUCAAAGAUUUCAUUCUUAUGCUUAAUCUUUUUCUAAAUCAAAAGAAUACUGCCCAUGACGGGUGGGGGUGGGAGGAGCCUAUAAAGUUUCCUGAAUGUGCUUCAAUUUUUCCUCUGCUUUAAUUGAUGAUUUCUUGCCUUAUUCAGUGCAUUUCAGAAUCCUUCCAGUUUGUCAUCUCAGCUCUUCUUCUAUCAUAGCCUCUUUUUCCCUGUGCUAGCAAACCAUAGGAUUGUUAAUUGUAGCAUGCUAAGAUUUUUUUUAUUUUUCUCUAGCUUUAAACAUAGCACAAGUCAGUUAAAUAGCACAAAAUAGAUUGAUGGACAAAACAUUGAUAUCUGUCUAUUACAUGAUAGAUCUUGCAUUUGCAUGUACAUACAUCUAAAGGACAUAUAUUUAUGCAUAACAAAUAAUAGAGUUGGUGAUUGUCAGCCUUCAGCCCAGCAAGGGCAUCAAGUUUAGCAAUAAUCAGUAUCCAUUUUAAGAAAUGCAUUUCAGACUCCAAAUCUGACUUUUCAAUUAUGUCUGUUGGGGGCUAUCACCCCAUAAAUAGAUAUGCAUUUUUCUAGCCUCAUGCAGUUAAACAAGCACUUUAGAAAGCCAGGAAAGAUGCAUACUGAGAACAUGUUCUUUACCAAAUGGCAAAAGAUGAAAAUAAGUGUACAUACCAUUAAAAAAGAGUGUAAAAUAUUUGUUCAAUUAUAAGAUUAUUAUUCCACAGAAGCCUUAUAACUCUCUGCUUCAUGAAAGAAAGAUAUUACCAAAAACAAUGUUUUAAUAUGUAGCGCUGUAUAGGAUGUUUUCAAAUGAAUUCAUGUUAAUGGAGCACCUAAUAGGUUAGCUUAGCCUUUAUUACUGUAUUUUGUACAAUGAACUGCUUAUUCUACAUUAUUACUAGCAGUGACCUAUUAUUUCAUAUAACCAAAAAAUUAAAAAAAAAAAAAAAGCAUGGCUUAAUUAACAAUGUUUAACCUUAAUAUUGUGCCUUAGGAAUCAAUGCCCCCUUAAGGAACAUGCCUGUAUUACAUCCUCAGGUGGAGGUUGUAAGUUACUACUUAAAUGCAGUGUCAUGAAAUGGAAGAACUUUUCUUGCAUAAAGAAUCACCUUUUCAUAUAUUCUUCUGUAUAAUUAUGUCUUACUUUUAUUGAAAAAAAAAACAGUAAACCCAAAAGCCAUAUUUGUAACAUUUGCACAUAACUGUGAAGAGCUGAGAAUAGAAUAUGGCUGUGUGUACAUAUUGGGCAGUUACUGCUCCUGUUAGCAAACUAUAUUAUUCCCUACCUGUUUAUUCCCAAUUAUUUACCUAGUACUUAGCAUCAUAAAAGUUGCAUGAAAUAUGUUUUGUAGACUGCCAUCUUAAAGUAAAAACUUGGAUAGUUGUAUAAGCUAUCUUUGUAGUUAGAAAUUAGAUUCAAUAAAGCAAUCUAUUAUAUAAUUAUAAUUUUUAUUUUUUGCUGGAAA